CAUAACUAGGUUAGAGCCGGUUGGUCGAAAUAUUCUUCCUCCAUCUUUAUAUUACUAACAGUAACAGCCUGAAAACUAAGUUGUUGAUUCUUAAAAGAUAGUCCUUCGGUUAAACCCAGUAAUCGUGAUGUUAAGGAAAGAAUUAACCAAGAUGAAGAAGGUAAUAUUCCAGAUGAGAUUUCCUCAUCAAUCAAAGAGCAUCUUUUGGGGCUAAAAUCAUGCAUGAAGGAAUAUUUUCUUCCAAUUGACAGCAGUAAAAUGAGGAUCAGGAACCUUUUUACUGUUGACAUGGAAAAUGAGGAAGAAUUACAACUCAGUGAAUCAGAAAUUGAUUCUAUUAUUGAACUGUUCUGUGACACCGUAUUGAAAGACAAUUUUAGUCAAGUCUCAUUAAUUUAUUUUUGGCUGAGCUGUCGUGAUAUUUCAAGUAUGGCUGGUCAUCUACUUAAAGUGGCAACAAAACAUUUACCUUCUCGAUAUGUAGCUUCCAGAAUAUUCAUCCCAUCAGUUGCAUACCAUAAAGAGAGAAUAGGUAACCGGGAAGUUGUUGGAUUUGGCUUAAAUGGAGAACCAAGCUAUAUAGACAGGACAGAUUUUCCAAUGCCAGCCAUCCGUUUCAAAGAGAAUUCUCAAGAAAUAAUAACUCUUAGGGAAAAAGAGAAAGAUGACUGGAGGAAACUUACAAUGGAUGAAAAAAAAGCAUUAUACAGAGCCAGCUUUUGUCAGACCUUUGCUGAGAUGAAGGCUCCAACUGGUGAAUGGAAAUCUGUACUUGCAGGUACUCUUGUGGCAAUGUCUCUAACUAUAUGGAUUUAUGUCUGGAUGAAAAAGUUUGUGUACCAACCUAUGCCUGAAUCUUUCUCACCAGAAAGAAAAGCAGCCCAGUUUCAGAGAAUGAUUGAUCUACGAAUAAACCCCAUUGAAGGUUUAACAUCAAACUAUGAUUAUGAAAACAACAGAUGGAAAGAUUAAUAGUUAAUACUAUAGCAACAGUCACACUAAAAUGGUUAUAAACAAUGAUAUCAUGAUUCAUUUACAGUUUGUGUCAUUUUCAAUUCUAGAACCAUUAUUUGAUUUUACUGCAAUUCUCUUUACAGGGAGUACUUAUGAAGAAACAUUGUUUAGAUAUUUUAUUAACUUAUAAUUCUAGUUAAGUACAUGUACGUGGAUGUCAGAAAUUAGAACUUUUUGUCACACAUGAUGAGAAAUUUAUUGAUUGUUCAUCUUUAGAUACGUCAUGUUUAUUACACAUUUACCCAGAAGUAGUACUAUAGCACAAGCAUACGUUGCAAAAUUGCAAUAAAGAAAGUUGUGGCUGUAUGCAAGUAUUUAGGUAAUAAAUCUAGAGACAAUGGAUCUUAAGCAAUCUUUCCACUUAUUAACCAGGAAGAAAGUUUCUAAAUGUAUGUAUAAGGAGUUUUUCAAAAUAUUCAUGGACCCGAUAAUGUUUUAAAAAUUUCCUGUGUAAUAAAACAUCUAUUAAUCAGGAAGUGAA
This is a messenger RNA of Limulus polyphemus (Atlantic horseshoe crab), 1495 nucleotides long. Its product is annotated as cytochrome c oxidase subunit 4 isoform 1, mitochondrial-like. Bases 223 to 972 code for a protein of 249 amino acids. NCBI's taxonomy places the organism in Eukaryota, Metazoa, Arthropoda, Merostomata, Xiphosura, Limulidae. The record is from RefSeq and is a predicted model, not a curated record. Gene Ontology annotation, biological process: mitochondrial electron transport, cytochrome c to oxygen. The transcript has 6 exons.